Molecule: messenger RNA, 1751 nt
Organism: Juglans regia (Persian walnut)
Lineage: Eukaryota; Viridiplantae; Streptophyta; Magnoliopsida; Fagales; Juglandaceae
Product: transcription factor bHLH18-like
Exons: 5
Coding region: 135-1223 (362 amino acids)
Molecular function (GO): protein dimerization activity
Source: RefSeq, a predicted model, not a curated record
CAAAAUUCUUUCAUGAACUAAUAAUACCUGAUCUUGAAGGUAAAGAAAAGCUUCGGUACUAGCUAAUACUGGUCUGUCUUAGAUCUCUUGAAGGUGUCCCGCAGUUCAUCUCUAAGGAAUAUAAGGGUGCUUUAAUGGAAAUCUCGUCAGCCAAAUGGAUAUCAGAACUGACAGUGGAGGACCCCAAUUACUUGAGCCAUCAAUACGACUUGAACCCUUUCGAUUACUCACUCGAUGGUCUUGAUCAUGAUUUUCAAUCUAUUUCUGCUGAGAGCUACUCAUCUUAUCCAGUUCUCAAAACUCCCAAAAGCAUACACACCUUUAAUAUUGGGGUGGGAGAAAAUAUUCCUCAGACCGGCAUGGAUCCGAGACCGGCAAAACUGCUCAAGACUAGCAGUUGGAACUCUUUCAGCACCGACCGAAUUGCUUCGAAGGCUCCAGCUUCUUCCUCCUUGUCGCAGUUGAUUUCUUUCGAGAACUCGAACUCACCUCCAGCCUCUUAUCAGCAAUUUUAUGGUCUAGACUGCACCAUGAACCCAAAGAACGAGGCGGGUUCUGAUCAUGGCAAUAGGAGUUUCCCAAAUUUGAUUUCUGAGAAGCCCACCUCUAUGAUGCAAAAUUGUUCACCAAAACAAGAGCAGUUCCCCAAGAGGGCUGGUUCAACGACUAGAACUCCAUUACAUGCCCAAGAUCACGUAAUAGCGGAGAGAAAGCGCCGAGAAAAGCUCAGCCAGAGGUUCAUAGCACUUUCAGCCAUUGUUCCUGGUCUAAAGAAGAUGGACAAGGCUUCUGUCCUGGGAGACGCUAUUAAGUACUUGAAACAGCUACAAGAACGAGUGAAGAUACUCGAAGAGCAGACUGCAAAGAAAACAAUGGAAACGGUGGUUUUUGUGAAGAAGACUCGUAUCUCGGCCGAUGAUGACACCUCUACAUCUGAUGAGAACUCCAAUAGCCACUCCGACGAGCCACUCCCUGAAGUUGAAGCUAGAAUUUCGGAGAAGAAUGUGCUCAUUAGAAUCUAUUGUGAGAAACGCAAAGGAUGUACCGCAAAGAUACUAAGCGAAAUAGAGAAACUUCACCUAACUAUCACAACAAGCAGCAUCUUGCCAUUUGGAAAUUCCACAGUUGAUAUGACUGUUGUCGCUCAGAUGGACGUUGAUUUCUGCAUGACAGCGAAAGAUCUGGCGAGAAACCUACGACAGGCUUUGCUGAAACUUAUGUGAAAUUGCAGGUUGCAAAAAUCGAAGAACUGUCGAUGUUUUUUCUUUUCUUUUUUUAGAGUCUUUCACACAUCAGAAGCGUGGGAUUAUCGAAUGAUGAAUAAGCUCUACUUGCAGACACGUCUCCUUUUCUUUUUUCAGUGUCUUUCUAGAACCUCUUGAGAGAGAGGCCUGUAAACUCUCAGUACUGUAGUUAUUGUUCCGAGACUCAAAUUCGGGAGCAGGGUUUUUCACCUUUUUCUCGUGGUUUUUUGCGUGGUUGAGCCCAUGACCAUGUUCAAUUACCCCAGCGUUGUAAACGAGACUCGCAGCUUUUUGAGAGGGGGUUUUUUUUUAGAGGUGUUGACUUUUCAACAUGAUCACCUGAUCUUUCUAUAUCCCUGAUCUUUACGUGAAAAGCAUUUUGUUUUUUCUUCUGCAUUGAAGGACAAGUUAGAGACUUUCUUGUCAUAGAGGUUUUCUUAUAUAUUUGUGAUCUUGUCCUUUUCGAAAAAUUCCUCUGUAUCAUGAUGUAUAUACGACUCAAUGAUU